Danaus chrysippus (African queen) is the source of this 462-nucleotide messenger RNA. Lineage: Eukaryota; Metazoa; Arthropoda; Insecta; Lepidoptera; Nymphalidae. The record is from the annotation of a GenBank genome assembly.
CUGUGCCAGCAAUCGGGCCACCCAGCGAACUACCGCGGGUGUCCGAAAGCCCCGCGCAGGGCAAAGCGAGGAGGGAAAAAAUCCGCUCGCCACCAAAGAGCUCCUCAAGCUCCUGCCACUCAGGCCCCUCAGGCCCCUCAGGCCCCUCAGGCCCCUAAAACACAUAAGGCCCCUCAGGCCCCCCAGGCACCGACGGUCAAUGCCUGGUUUAGGAGUAAACCCGCCGGAACAACUGUCGCCACGUCGCCGGCUGCGCCCGUACCUCCAACCGCGCAAGACAGCGGGGUCUCCAACCCCCUGCCUUCAAUCACCAAGUACUUCGGGGCGUUCGAUCCGCCCGAAUUACUCAUAUUUGCGAACAAGCUCAAGGCUUGUGAAAAUGACGACAAAGCUCGUCUAGACGCGUUUUUAGAGCACGCAGUCAUGAUUAACGCUAUCUAUAACAUCACAAGAUCAACAUAA